Messenger RNA from Ambispora leptoticha, 1011 nucleotides. NCBI's taxonomy places the organism in Eukaryota, Fungi, Glomeromycota, Glomeromycetes, Archaeosporales, Ambisporaceae. The record is from the annotation of a GenBank genome assembly.
AUGAUAUCACGACUUUAUAAAAAAGCCCUAAUAUUUGACGCAUUCCCGAAAGUUGAUUCAGGUUAUCAACAGAAAACAGCACAAGGUGGCCUAGUAACAACUAUCGUCUCGAUAUGCUUAUGGUUUUUGAUAUUAAGCGAGUGUCGAGAGUAUUUGCAGGUCUCUCAGAGCUUUGAGUUCUUUGUUGAUCAGAGUAUAAAUCGUCAGUUGCAGAUUAAUGUGGAUAUUACGGUGAAUACUCGGUAUUUGACGGUUGAUUUAUUGGAUAUGGCGGGUGAACGAAUGCAUGUUGCUAAUGAAUUAAAACGAGUUCCGACAAAAUUCGAAGUUAGAACAGCACAUCAUGUUGGCGAAGUAAUCGACAGGCCCUUAAAUGUUCACCAGAUGGUAAAAGACGCGGCAUACAACACAGAUGCGUUUUCACCUGAUCGGGGAGCUGAAAGUGAUACCUCUGCAUGUAGAAUUUUUGGAACAUUUGAAGUGAACAAAGUUCUUGGGAAUCUAUAUAUUACCGCGUAUGGACACGGGUAUGGAUUUGGCUUAGUUCAUAUCGAUCAUGAUUUAAUGAACUUCACACAUCGAAUUGAUAAAUUCUCUUUUGGAACACAUUAUCCACGGUUAGUCAAUCCGUUAGACAAUAGUAUAGAAAUUUCUGAAGCACACUCUGAGAUUUUUUCGUAUUAUAUGUCAGUGGUGCCAACCACAUACAUCGACAAAAACAAUCGAGUCUUAUACACGAAUCAAUACUCGGUGACGGAUUACAUGCAUGAUGCGGAGAAAGCGCAAGCAGGAGUUCCGGGAAUUUUUUUCAGAUACGAAAUUGAACCAAUAUCGGUACGGAUAACAGAGACAUACACAAGUUUCUCACGAUUUCUGGUGAGAUUGUGUGGAAUCGUGGGUGGAAUCUGGGUCACAACUGGUUUCGUGUUUAGAAUUGUGGAUGGGUUUUGGCGGAACGUGAUGAUUAAUAAUAAUAAAAAUGAUAUUGAUAGCUUUGGCAAGUACAAUUAA